Pistacia vera is the source of this 1446-nucleotide messenger RNA. Its product is annotated as zeatin O-glucosyltransferase-like. Gene Ontology annotation, molecular function: UDP-glycosyltransferase activity. NCBI's taxonomy places the organism in Eukaryota, Viridiplantae, Streptophyta, Magnoliopsida, Sapindales, Anacardiaceae. Bases 1 to 1446 code for a protein of 481 amino acids. The record is from RefSeq and is a predicted model, not a curated record. The transcript has a single exon.
AUGGAAAUCAACGAAGACAACCAAAACCAUAGCCAAAAUGGCGUACUUAAAGAAGAAGAAGAAGUUGUUGUGGUGGUGGUGCCAUUUCCAGCACAAGGCCAUCUUAAUCAGCUCCUCCAACUUUCCCGCCUCAUCUUCUCCUAUGAUAUUCCCGUUCAUUACGUAGGCACCGCCUCCCACAACCGCCAGGCCAAGCUUCGGGUCCACGGCUGGAACCCACUCACCACUGCAAACAUUCAUUUUCAUAACUUCGAAAUCCCUUCAUUUCUUUCCCCCCCUCCUGAUCCCAGCGCAACAUGUAAGUUUCCUUCUCAUAUGCAACCAUGCUUUGACUGUUCUAAACACCUCCGUCAGCCACUGUCUCAACUUUUACGCAAUCUUUCUUCCAGGGUUAGAAAAGUGAUUGUCAUUCAUGACUCCAUGAUGGGAUCUGUGAUUCAAGAAGUUCGUUUAAUCCCCAAUAUAGAAUCUUACUCUUUUCAUAGCGUAUCAGCUUUUACUGUUUACUUGUACAUAUUGGAAACGAUGGGGAAUUCUAUUGAGGCCAAUGAUGUAUUCCCAAAAGACAUCCCUUCCUUAGAAGAUUGUUUCACCAAAGAGUUCUUGGAUUCGGUUGCGUCUGAAUACGACUACCAAAAGUUCAAUUCUGGGAAUGUUUACAACUCUUGCAGAGUCUUAGAAGAUGCUUACUUGGAUUUGCUAGAUAGAGCAACAAUGGAAUCAAAAAUUAAGAAUUGGGCCUUAGGGCCAUUCAACCCUGUGAAAAUACCUAAAUUUAAAGGCUCAAAUAGCAGUCAUUUUUGCUUUGAAUGGCUUGAUAAACAAGCACCAAACUCAGUGAUUUAUGUGUCUUUUGGGACAACAACUGCCCUAAACGAUGAGCAAAUCAAGGAGCUUGCCCUUGGCUUGAAGCAAAGCAAUCAAAAGUUUAUUUGGGUAGUGAGAGAUGCUGAUAAAGGAGACGUGUUCGAUGGAGAAGUGAGAAGUGUUGAGCUCCCAAGAGGAUAUGAAGACUCAGUUAAAGAUAUGGGAUUGAUAGUGAGAGACUGGGCGCCCCAACUUGAAAUUUUAGGCCAUCCAGCAACAGGCGGAUUUUUGAGUCACUGUGGGUGGAAUUCUUGCAUGGAGAGUAUAAGCAUGGGAGUGCCAAUAGGGGCAUGGCCGAUGCAUUCUGAUCAACCCAGAAACGCAGUGCUUAUAACACAAGUACUGAAACUUGGAAUUGUUGUUAGGGACUGGGCAGAGCGGCACGAGACAGUAACAUCAGAGGUAGUCGAAAAUGUUGUGAAAAGAUUAAUGGCAUCGAAGGAGGGAGAUGAAAUGAGGAAGAGAGCUGCAGAAAUUGGUGGAAAAGUGCGAGAAUCAAUGGAUGAAGCAGGAGUUUCCCGCAUGGAGCUCGAUUCCUUCGUUGCUCACAUCACUAGCUCGUGUUCGAAAUUGCUUUAG